CGUAUUGUUCAGCCCUACGGUGCCACUCCCUCCCUGCCGCAGCAGGUUACGGCGGUGACGUCAUCAGAAUGACAGAUACUGACAGACAAAGAAUGGACCGCCGGGAACGUAUCUCGCCGGUGAUGUCACAGGAUACCAAUGUUCUGGGAAGUGAUCAGCGAUGAACAUGGAAUUGACCCUACUGGAAACUACGUUGGGGACUCGGAGCUGCAGCUGGAGAGGAUCAGUGUCUACUACAAUGAGGCGUCCUCACACAAGUACGUGCCUAGAGCCAUCUUAGUGGAUUUGGAACCAGGAACCAUGGACAGCGUCCGCUCCGGAGCUUUUGGACACCUUUUCCGACCAGAUAACUUCAUUUUUGGACAAAGCGGCGCUGGUAACAACUGGGCCAAGGGACACUACACAGAAGGGGCCGAAUUAGUGGACUCUGUGCUAGACGUGGUGAGGAAGGAAUGUGAAAAUUGUGAUUGUCUGCAAGGCUUCCAGCUCACACAUUCCCUGGGUGGGGGCACUGGCUCUGGCAUGGGCACCCUGCUCAUCAGUAAAGUCAGGGAGGAGUACCCCGACCGUAUCAUGAACACUUUUAGCGUAGUCCCCUCUCCAAAGGUGUCCGACACAGUGGUUGAACCGUACAAUGCUACCUUGUCCAUCCAUCAGCUGGUGGAGAACACCGACGAGACCUACUGUAUUGACAAUGAGGCUUUAUACGACAUCUGCUUCCGCACCCUCAAACUGGCCACUCCGACCUACGGAGACCUCAACCACCUUGUCAGUGCCACAAUGAGUGGGGUGACCACUUCCCUUAGGUUCCCUGGACAGCUUAACGCUGAUCUUCGCAAAUUGGCCGUCAACAUGGUGCCCUUCCCUCGCCUCCACUUCUUCAUGCCAGGCUUUGCCCCUCUGACCGCCCGCGGUAGCCAACAAUACCGGGCACUGACUGUACCUGAACUCACGCAACAGAUGUUCGAUGCCAAGAACAUGAUGGCCGCCUGCGAUCCACGCCACGGACGCUACCUGACAGUGGCGACCGUCUUCCGUGGACGUAUGUCCAUGAAGGAAGUGGAUGAGCAGAUGUUGGCCAUUCAGAGCAAGAACAGCAGCUACUUUGUAGAAUGGAUCCCCAACAACGUCAAAGUCGCCGUCUGUGACAUCCCACCGCGUGGCCUCAAGAUGUCUUCCACCUUCAUUGGCAACAGCACAGCCAUCCAAGAGCUUUUCAAACGCAUCUCCGAGCAAUUCACUGCCAUGUUCAGGCGUAAGGCUUUCUUGCACUGGUACACGGGUGAGGGCAUGGACGAAAUGGAGUUUACCGAGGCCGAGAGCAACAUGAACGACCUGGUGUCUGAGUACCAACAGUACCAGGACGCCACAGCGGAGGAGGAGGGCGAGAUGUACGAAGACGAUGAAGAGGAAUCUGAAGCUCAAGGAAAGUAAGAAACCCAUCUGAGAGCUGCCGAUUAGUGCCCCCCUUGCCCCCCCAAGGAUUCGGAAUCCCACUCUUAACCGCAUCACAUCUCGCUUCUGAGUUAGGAUCAUAGUUCCGAUCAGGAUCUCAACCUGUACCUUCCAUCUCCCUUAUUUAUUUUGCUCUCCGCUGCCAAAAGGAUCCUGCAGAAUUGAAUGUGCAACAGUAUGUUACUUGCCGAGGGAAACACGGAGCCUUCUGCUGGCAGAGUCUUGUGAUAUAUUGCGCACGACGUGCAUCACCUUGAGGGCCUCUGCGACAGUGAACCAACGUCAGGGGUGGAGGAGCACAGGAAGGAACCAAAUGGCCUAAAAUAAAAAUAAUUCAGAUUAACAGAUAGAGUCUGGCAGUGGUUAUAGGAGCAGAUAAAAGAAGUGAAUGUGUCCUGGUGAAGUGCAUGUGCCGCGCUAGGGAACGGAGGGAGAAUAAAGUGCUGUGGACGUCCAGCGGCCGAGACCUGGGUUUUGUUCUGUGUCUUCUCAUCUUUCUCAUGUACUGUCUGAUUCUUUUUUUUUUUUUUCUUUUUUUUUUAAC
This is a messenger RNA of Bufo bufo (common toad), 1999 nucleotides long. It is a transcript of the gene TUBB3, whose product is annotated as tubulin beta 3 class III. Gene Ontology annotation, molecular function: structural constituent of cytoskeleton; GTP binding; GTPase activity. Gene Ontology annotation, biological process: mitotic cell cycle; microtubule cytoskeleton organization. The transcript has 4 exons. NCBI's taxonomy places the organism in Eukaryota, Metazoa, Chordata, Amphibia, Anura, Bufonidae. Gene Ontology annotation, cellular component: microtubule; cytoplasm. The record is from RefSeq and is a predicted model, not a curated record. The coding region runs from base 139 to 1434 and encodes 431 amino acids.